Messenger RNA from Colossoma macropomum (tambaqui), 5500 nucleotides. RefSeq names its product collagen, type II, alpha 1a (gene col2a1a). NCBI's taxonomy places the organism in Eukaryota, Metazoa, Chordata, Actinopteri, Characiformes, Serrasalmidae. Gene Ontology annotation, molecular function: protein binding; extracellular matrix structural constituent. Bases 268 to 4749 code for a protein of 1493 amino acids. The record is from RefSeq and is a predicted model, not a curated record. Gene Ontology annotation, cellular component: collagen type II trimer. The transcript has 54 exons.
GGCGGAUGGCGAAGCUCAUGUUUCAGCGCCCGUGGGGGUCUGGGGCGGCCCAGCUUUGUGGACUAUACUAAAGAUUCAUAAAUGCACACUGCAGACUUAAAACCGCGGAGCUCGGGCUGACGCGGUGGGCUACCGUCGGGAUCUCCCCAAGAAACUCCCCAUCAACACACACUACUAGCCUGCUCACCCACUCCUGAGCACUGACUGCAGCUUCGCCGAUCUCGGCGACUUUUCCACCCGGCGGACCUGCAUGUCUCAUUUUUAGACAUGUUCAGAUUUGUGGAUUCACGGACUGUCCUGCUACUGGCAGCAACGCAGUUUGUUUUACUAGCCGUUGUCAGAGGCCAACGGGAGAGUGACCAGGAUGAGUUAGGCGGCUGUAUCCAAGACGGCCUUCACUAUGAGGACCGUGCUGUGUGGAAGCCGGAGGCGUGUCGUGUCUGUGUAUGCGACUCAGGGGCGGUGCUGUGCGAUGAGGUCAUCUGCGAGGAGCUGAGGGAUUGCGCCAAUCCCAUCAUCCCACCUGGAGAGUGCUGCCCCAUCUGCCCUGCCGAUCACGACCAGCCCAUCGAGACUAUUGGUGCAAAGGGACAGAAAGGAGAACCCGGCGAGAUUGCAGAUGUUGUAGGACCAAGAGGACCCGCUGGCCCCAUGGGACCACCUGGAGAGCAGGGCCCACGCGGAGAGAGAGGUGCUAAGGGUGAGAAGGGAAGUCCAGGCCCCAGAGGAAGAGAUGGCGAGCCCGGCACUCCAGGCAACCCCGGACCCCCUGGACCUCCCGGCCCACCAGGCCCAAGCCCCCCUGGACUUGGAGGAAAUUUUGCAGCUCAGAUGGCUGGUGGUUUUGAUGAGAAAGCAGGAGGAGUUCAGAUGGGUGUAAUGCAAGGACCAAUGGGCCCCAUGGGUCCCCGUGGCCCCCCUGGCCCCUCUGGAGCUCCUGGCCCACAAGGUUUCCAAGGCAACCCCGGAGAGCCUGGUGAACCCGGAACUGCUGGACCCAUUGGACCCCGUGGCCCUCCUGGACCAUCUGGAAAACCUGGAAGUGAUGGUGAGGCUGGCAAAUCCGGAAAGCCUGGUGACCGUGGACCACCAGGGCCUCAGGGAGCUCGUGGAUUCCCUGGAACUCCUGGACUUCCUGGCAUCAAGGGACACAGAGGACACCCAGGUAUUGAUGGCACCAAAGGAGAGACUGGAGCUGCUGGAGCAAAGGGUGAGGCUGGUGCUCCUGGUGAGAAUGGCGCUCCUGGACCAAUGGGCCCUCGUGGUCUGCCUGGUGAGAGAGGACGUCCUGGACCCUCUGGAGCUGCUGGUGCCCGUGGUAAUGAUGGUCUUCCUGGCCCUGCUGGUCCUCCUGGUCCUGUUGGUCCUGCUGGUGCCCCAGGUUUCCCAGGAUCCCCUGGUUCCAAGGGAGAGGCCGGUCCCACUGGAGCUCGCGGACCUGAGGGAGCACAAGGACCCCGUGGAGAGGCUGGUACACCUGGAUCACCUGGACCUGCUGGUGCCGCUGGUAACCCUGGUACUGAUGGUAUUCCAGGAGCCAAAGGAUCUGCUGGUGCUCCUGGUAUUGCUGGUGCCCCAGGUUUCCCAGGACCCCGUGGCCCACCUGGACCUCAGGGAGCUACUGGACCUCUUGGGCCCAAGGGACAAAGUGGAGACCCUGGUAUCCCAGGAUUUAAGGGCGAAGCUGGACCCAAAGGAGAGCGUGGUGUAGCAGGACCCCAGGGAGCUCCAGGCCCAUCUGGAGAGGAGGGUAAGAGAGGACCAAGAGGAGAACCUGGUGCCGCUGGCCCUCUUGGACCUCCUGGAGAGAGAGGAGCUCCAGGUAACCGUGGAUUCCCUGGUCAGGAUGGUCUUGCUGGUGCUAAAGGUGCACCUGGUGAUCGUGGUGUUCCUGGGUUGACUGGACCUAAAGGUGGUACUGGAGAUCCUGGCCGUCCAGGCGAGCCUGGUCUUCCUGGAGCCAGAGGUCUUACUGGUCGUCCUGGAGAUGCUGGACCCCAAGGAAAAGUUGGCCCAUCUGGUGCCCCUGGUGAGGAUGGCCGUCCUGGUCCCCCUGGUCCUCAGGGAGCUCGUGGACAACCUGGUGUGAUGGGAUUCCCUGGUCCUAAGGGAGCCAAUGGUGAGCCUGGCAAACCAGGAGAGAAAGGACUUGUUGGCAGCCCUGGUCUUAGAGGUUUGUCUGGUAAAGAUGGUGAGACUGGACCUGCUGGUCCUCCUGGCCCUGCUGGACCUGCUGGAGAGAGAGGCGAACAGGGACAGCCUGGUCCUUCUGGCUUCCAGGGUCUGCCAGGACCUGCUGGACCACCAGGAGAAAGUGGCAAACCAGGUGACCAGGGUGUUCCCGGAGAGGGUGGUGCCCCUGGUGCUGUAGGACCAAGAGGUGAGCGUGGUUUCCCUGGUGAGAGAGGAAGUGCUGGACCUCAGGGUCUUCAGGGACCAAGAGGACUUCCAGGUACUCCAGGAACUGAUGGGCCCAAGGGUGCGAUAGGCCCAGCUGGUGCUUCCGGUGCCCAGGGUCCUCCUGGUCUGCAGGGUAUGCCUGGUGAGAGAGGAGUUUCUGGCAUCCCUGGACCUAAGGGUGACAGAGGUGACAGUGGAGAGAAAGGACCUGAGGGAGCUCCUGGAAAAGAUGGCUCAAGAGGUUUGACUGGUCCUAUUGGCCCACCUGGUCCUUCUGGCCCCAACGGAGCUAAGGGUGAAACUGGUGCUAUUGGACCAACUGGACCUGCUGGUGCCCGUGGUGCUCCUGGUGACCGUGGUGAGGUUGGACCUCCUGGCCCUGCUGGUUUUGCUGGACCCCCUGGUGCUGAUGGCCAGCCUGGAAUUAAGGGAGAGCAGGGAGAGUCAGGCCAGAAAGGAGAUGCUGGAGCCCCAGGACCUCAAGGACCAUCUGGAGCACCUGGCCCAGUUGGCCCAACUGGUGUCUCUGGUCCUAAAGGAGCUCGUGGAGCACAGGGAGCCCCAGGUGCUACUGGUUUCCCAGGUGCUGCUGGAAGAGUUGGACCACCUGGUCCCAAUGGUAACCCUGGCCCUGCUGGCCCAGCCGGUCCUGCUGGUAAAGAUGGUCCUAAGGGAGUUCGUGGUGAUGCUGGCCCAGCAGGAAGACCAGGAGAUGCUGGACUGCGUGGACCCCCUGGAGCCCCUGGAGAGAAAGGAGAGCCUGGAGAGGAUGGUCCCCCUGGUGCUGAUGGUCCUGCUGGUCCUGCAGGUCUUGCUGGUCAGCGUGGUAUUGUUGGUCUGCCUGGACAGCGUGGUGAGAGAGGUUUCCCUGGUCUUCCUGGACCUUCUGGUGAGCCUGGCAAACAGGGAGCCCCUGGAGGUGCUGGUGACCGUGGCCCACCUGGCCCUGUUGGACCCCCUGGACUGACUGGACCUGCCGGAGAAACUGGACGAGAGGGAACUCCUGGAGCUGAUGGUCCUCCUGGCAGAGAUGGUGCUCCUGGCGUUAAGGGUGAACGUGGUAACACUGGUCCCAUUGGUGCUCCUGGUGCUCCCGGUGCCCCUGGUUCUCCUGGUCCUGUUGGUCCUGUAGGCAAACAGGGAGACAGAGGAGAGAAUGGACCACAAGGACCUGCUGGACCUCCUGGACCUGCUGGAGCUAGAGGCAUGGCUGGCCCUCAAGGACCACGUGGAGACAAGGGAGAGACUGGUGAGGCUGGAGAGAGAGGACAGAAGGGACAUAGAGGAUUCACCGGUCUUCAGGGUCUUCCUGGACCUCCUGGUUCUCCUGGUGACCAGGGUACUGCUGGACCUGCUGGACCUAGCGGAGCUAAGGGACCCCCUGGACCAGUUGGUCCUGCUGGAAAGGAUGGAGCAAAUGGUCAGCCUGGACCUAUUGGACCCCCUGGACCUCGUGGACGUUCUGGAGAGUCUGGCCCAGCUGGUCCUCCUGGUAACCCCGGACCCCCUGGUCCUCCUGGUCCUCCAGGCCCUGGCAUUGACAUGUCUGCCUUCGCCGGACUGUCUCAGACUGAGAAGGCUCCUGAUCCCCUGCGUUACAUGCGUGCCGACGAGGCCUCUGCUUCUCUGAGACAGCACGAUGUGGAGGUGGAUGCCACGCUCAAGUCCAUCAACAGCCAGAUCGAGGACAUCCGCAGCCCUGAUGGCUCUCGCAAGAACCCUGCCCGCACCUGCCGCGAUCUCAAACUCUGCCAUCCUGAGUGGAAGAGCGGUGAGUACUGGGUGGAUCCUAACCUUGGCAGCACUGCUGAUGCCAUCAAGGUGUUCUGCAACAUGGAGACAGGAGAGACCUGCGUCCGCCCCAGCAACCCCACUAUCCCACGCAAGAACUGGUGGAGCAGCAAGAGCAAGACAUCCAAGCAUGUGUGGUUCGGAGAGAGCAUGGGCGGUGGCUUCCACUUCAGCUAUGCUGAGAAUGGCCAGAUGCCAAGCACAGCCAACAUUCAGCUGAACUUCCUCAGACUGCUGUCCAGUGAAGCUUCUCAGAGCAUCACCUACCACUGCAAGAACAGCGUGGCCUACAUGGACCAGGCAACCGGCAACCUGAAGAAGGCUCUCCUGCUGCAGGGUUCCAACGAUGUGGAAAUCAGAGCGGAGGGCAACAGCCGAUUCACAUACGCCGUGCUGGAGGAUGGCUGCACGAAGCACACAGGUCAGUGGGGUAAGACUGUGAUUGAAUACAAAACUCAGAAGACAUCUAGACUGCCCAUCGUGGACAUUGCUCCCAUGGACAUCGGUGGAGCUAACCAGGAGUUUGGAGCGGACAUUGGACCAGUCUGCUUCUUGUAAAAAAAACAAAACAAAAGUGGAACACGAUAUAAGACAUGGAAAGAUAUAAAAUGAUAAGCAAUAGCUCCAUGAAGAAGCAAUACACUCUCCAAAUAAAGAAAUAUGGAAGGAAAAGGAAAGGAAAUUGAAAAAUUGAAAAAUUGGUGAAUGCUUUUUUUUCUCUAAAACACAAAAGUUGUGUUGUCCACGUUUAGUGCCCUGGAGACCAGCACUAAGCAGCACUGGCCCAUGAGUCUCUCCCUCUGAAAUCCAGCCAUGUUUCCCCCUCAAAGCCUCAGUGAAGUCCUUCCUCCUGACGGGAGCCGAGGAGGAAGAAAACAAGCAGAGACUAAACGAGUAAGAGAUGGAAAGCACAGAAACAUGGCUAGAUGUCAUCACAUAUGGCAAGGGUGGGUGGUGCUUUAGAGCUGGGUGCAAUUUUGGUUGAAUACCACAAAAGCCCCUCCCACUAAGAUCAUCUCGAACCACACCCAGUCCCACUCUGCCCCUCCCUCUGCUUCCUGACUGUGACUCAGUAAAAGAAACAUCACAUUCUGCUAGGUAUUGUGAAAUGUUAAAACUGGGGAGGGCGGGAGUUAACAUUUACUGUGUAUAAUAAAGAAAAAUCUUGGUUCAGUUGUUGUAAAAGUCUGUUCUGAAACAGCCAGAUCUAUAUAUUUUCACAAUUAUGUGUUUGUGUGUGAGCGAGUGCGUGUCUAUGCACACCAACACUUUUUUUGGGAAGUGCAGUUUUCAAUUUUUUUUUGUUUUG